AUGAAUGAAAUAAUAAUAAAUAAUUUAAAUUAUAAUUACUAUAAUCGAAUAAAAAAUACAAGUAUAAAGGCACUUGUAAAUGUAAAUCUGUCAUUUCAAAGAGGAAUGAGAAUUUUAGUUUGCGGAAAAAAUGGAGCUGGAAAAAGUACAUUAUUAAGUAUUAUUGCUGGAAAAAAAUUGAUAAAAGAAGAAGAAGUUUUGAUUUUUAAUAAACCAGCUUUUCAUGAUACCACACUAUCAAAUAAAAUAGGAUUUGUAGGAGAAUGGUGGAGUGACGAAUAUGUAUUGAACAUAACGAUAAAAGAUUUGUUUUCACAAUAUAGGCAUUCGAAAAGAUAUAAAAAUUUACUAAAAUUAUUUGAAAUUAACGAAAAUAAACUUAUAACAAGUAUUUCAAAAGGAGAGAAGAAAAAAGUUCAAAUUUUGGCUAAUAUAAUUAAAAGAAAAGAUAUUUACAUUUUUGAUGAAGUAACUGAAUCACUAGAUUUAGUAUCUCGAAAAUUAUUACUAGAAUUUUUAAAAAAGGAAUGUAUUAAAUAUAAUUGCAUUAUUAUUUAUUCUACCCAUAUCUUUGAUCAUAUGGAUAAAUGGUGUACUCAUAUCUUAUAUCUUUCAAAUGGAUAUGUUGCUCAUUUUUCAGAUAUAAAAACUGUUUUAAAUGAUAACAAUUAUAUGUCAUUAGCUGAAUAUAUAUUUAAUAAAAUGCUCAAGGAGCUAAAAGACAAAGAAAAUAUUAAUGAUUUAGAUGAUUUACUUUUAAUUGAUUCUGAAUAA
Plasmodium gallinaceum is the source of this 774-nucleotide messenger RNA. It is a transcript of the gene CAF16, whose product is annotated as CCR4-associated factor 16, putative. The record is from RefSeq and is a predicted model, not a curated record. NCBI's taxonomy places the organism in Eukaryota, Apicomplexa, Aconoidasida, Haemosporida, Plasmodiidae. Gene Ontology annotation, molecular function: ATP binding; ATP hydrolysis activity. Bases 1 to 774 code for a protein of 257 amino acids. The transcript is spliced from 6 exons.